Tarenaya hassleriana is the source of this 762-nucleotide messenger RNA. RefSeq lists its product as uncharacterized. The record is from RefSeq and is a predicted model, not a curated record. The transcript has 2 exons. NCBI's taxonomy places the organism in Eukaryota, Viridiplantae, Streptophyta, Magnoliopsida, Brassicales, Cleomaceae. The coding region runs from base 33 to 644 and encodes 203 amino acids.
CCAUUACCAAGAAGUAAAACCUGAGAUCGAACAUGGCGGAGGAGAACAACAAUCGGAAAUGGUUAUUUACAAAGUACCUUGAGCAUCAAGGCGAGUGGUUAGAGAUUUCCAGAGGGAACCUAUUGGUUGUGGCCACUGUCUUAGCCACGAUCAGUUUCCAAGUGGCAGUGAAUCCACCGGGCGGCGUCUGGCAACAGGACGACGGAUGUGGCCCCGCCGGACAUAACUGUACGAGGAUCGCCGGAACAUCCGUGCUCGAGAACUCCAAGUUUGGCUCCAAAGAUGCAAUCUUCCAUGAAUUAGUCACCCUCUGUAUGGUGUCUUUCACUCUCUCCAUGGCCACUAUUUACAUCCUCCUCUUGGGUUUUUCAUUCAGGAGCAAACUUGUGGCGAUAUUGGUCUUCGGUAUGAUGGGUGCCGCGGUUGCCACAAUGGUUGUGGUGUUCAAGCAUUCGCUUAAGUUGAUCCACUCGAACAAUGCCUCUAUUCAAUCUAGAUUGUUGAUCUACGACUGGUUUUGCUUUUUCAUCUUUGUAGUAUUCCCCAACGUGUUUGUUGCGUUCUACUUUGCAAUAUUACGUUGUAGAAGAAGGUCAAACCGUUAUUCGAGACCUUCCGACCAGUCACCGUCGUCCAAUGCUUGAGAUACGUAUCGAGUUUUACGUACAAUGUCUGAAAACUUGUUGUUGGGGCGUGUUAGUAAGUCUGGUUCGAGCCUUUGGGAAAACUACGAAACGAUAAAUCUACGUCGUCAAGAUUUGU